GCUUCUCGGGCCUCCGUAGUACCCGCGGAGCCCCGCCCAUCCACGCGGACGUCCGCUGCCAUGGCGACCCUGCUGCUGCUCCGCUCCCUGCGCCUCCACCGCCGUCUCCGGCACCGUCCGCGGCCCGCUGUAGAUGUACCCCUCAGGGCCGAAAGCCAUGGCGCCCGCCUGCUGUACCCGGACCACAUCCCUACCACCCCGCUGCAGAAGAUGCUGCUGGCUGCGGGCGCGGCGGGAAUGGCGCUCUACAACCCCUAUCGCCACGACAUGGUUGCAGUUCUAGGGGAGACCACAGGAUGCCACACCCUGAAAUUCCUCAGGGAUCAGAUGAAGAAGGAUCCAGAGGGUGCCCAGAUUCUACAAGAGCGUCCCCGGAUCUCCCUGUCUACCCUCGACCUGAGCAAGCUUCGGAGCCUGCCUGAAGGCUCUCUGGGCCGUGAGUAUCUUCGCUUCCUGGAUGUGAAUAAGGUCUCUCCAGACACACGAGCACCUACGCGCUUCGUGGACGAUGAAGAGCUAGCCUACGUGAUCCAGAGAUACCGCGAGGUGCAUGACAUGCUCCACACCCUGCUGGGCAUGCCCACCAAUAUGCUCGGAGAGGUGGUGGUAAAGUGGUUUGAGGCUGUGCAGACUGGCCUACCCAUGUGCACCCUGGGAGCACUCUUUGGACCCAUCCGCCUCCGUACGCAGAGCCUCCAAGUGCUGUUCUCAGAGCUGAUCCCUUGGGCGAUUCAGAACGGGCGCAGGGCCCCAUGUGUCCUCAACAUCUACUAUGAGCAGCGUUGGGACCAGCCCCUGACAGCCCUGCGGGAGGAGCUGGGCAUCAGUCCUCCCCCAAAACAUAUCCAGGGCCUGUCCUAGCCUGAGCUGCCACACAGGGAGGACUAAACUUUCCUCUCCACACACUGCCUUCCUUGGGACAAAAGAGCCUCUCAGCUGCUUUUGUUCUUCUCUUUGAACCUUGAACUCAGAGUGUCACUUAUAAUUUUUAUAGUCAUUGCUGCCAAACCUUCAGGGCCAGCCCAGGAGAGAGAGGCGGAGCAGUGGGGCCCCAGCCUGCUGUGAGCCAUCUGGAGAGAGCAGUAUGUGUCCCUGGAACAGCCAUGUUGGAUCAUACUGAUCAUUGAGGUCUGAGGCCCCUCUUCUGGACAGUGACUCUGACAGGGCAUUUUGUCAAGCUGUCUUCAAAAGCUUGACUACUACAUCGUGUUACCAAGCCCUGAGCAGAGUGGUGGGGAGGAGAAGGCGUCUCUGCUGUCUGAAUAAAGCUCCCAUCAGGCCUAGA
This is a messenger RNA of Mus pahari (shrew mouse), 1285 nucleotides long. RefSeq names its product coenzyme Q4 (gene Coq4). Lineage: Eukaryota; Metazoa; Chordata; Mammalia; Rodentia; Muridae. The record is from RefSeq and is a predicted model, not a curated record. The transcript has 7 exons. Gene Ontology annotation, biological process: ubiquinone biosynthetic process. The coding region runs from base 61 to 861 and encodes 266 amino acids. Gene Ontology annotation, cellular component: mitochondrial inner membrane; mitochondrion.